Hemibagrus wyckioides is the source of this 661-nucleotide messenger RNA. RefSeq names its product somatostatin 2 (gene sst2). NCBI's taxonomy places the organism in Eukaryota, Metazoa, Chordata, Actinopteri, Siluriformes, Bagridae. The coding region runs from base 76 to 393 and encodes 105 amino acids. The record is from RefSeq and is a predicted model, not a curated record. The transcript is spliced from 2 exons. Gene Ontology annotation, cellular component: extracellular region. Gene Ontology annotation, molecular function: hormone activity.
GAAACGGAGCAAACAACAGAAAUCCAGAAAAUCCAGCUCGAAAUCAUCACCAGCUACUUGAAACAGACCCGGAAGAUGUCGUCUUCACCACUCCGUCUCGCUCUGGCCCUCAUGUGCCUGGUGUCAGCCGUCAGUGUCGUGUCGUGCGGUCGGCCUCACGUGAUAUUGAACUCGGCUCUGGAAGAAGCUCACAACAUCCCGCUCGGAGAAGAGGUACCAGAGAGACUCACUCUUCCUGAGCUCCAGUGGAUGCUCAGUAACAACGAGCUCGCGCCCGUUCAGGUGGAAGAAGCCCCUCACAGCAGGAUGGAGCUGGUCAGGAGAGACAACACGGCCACGACCAAACCGGUCAACUGCAUGAACUACUUCUGGAAGUCCAGGACAGCGUGCUGAGCUCGCGAAGACCUAGGAACCAGAGCCGGAGGCACCAUUUAAACCAUUAAUAUGCUGCGAAUCACUUCACUGUUUCCCUUCCCUUCAGUGUACACCUCUGAGACAGACAGACAUGCUCGUUGUCUGGCUUCGAGCACACCAGAGCCUCUGUUAAUUCUUUUAAUUUUAGGAGCUGUAGGAAUCGUAGGACAUGUUUCAAUACUAGGUGCCAGUUUUAUCCUGCUCUGAAGCACAAACUGCUUAAAAUAAACAAUACAGCAUCAAUAAA